GUUGCAGGGGCGGCUAUAUUAUUAUGCUCCUCCGGCUCGACUCUCUCUCGAGUGUGUGCUACAGGCCGCGGAGAGGGGCGAAGUACCACCUAUAUACAGCGAAUGUAUUUCGCACGGACGUCGUGUGUAUAUGCGACGGUGGUGGCGGCGGCGGCUUUUUAUACUGCACCAAGAGGGGCCCACAAUUCAGUCAGUCUCCUAUCUGCAACUGCGCUAAGAGCAACGAAUUUUGCACUCGUGCGCUUCCAAAGUGCGACGUAUCUCAAUAUAUAUACGACAUAUAUUUAACUCGCCUUUCGUACGACAUCCACUCACAGAGAGAGAAAAGAUAGAAGUUUUAAAGUAUCGCCUAAAAAGUAUAGAAAACGUUGCUUGUGAAAAAAUUCAAGUUGGAGAAAAAGGAUAAUACGUCCCUCGCGCGUCGCGUUUCAAGAGAGAGGGGAACGAGAAAGAAAUCCUAAGAAAAGGAAGAUUCAGCGUCUAAUAACUGCGAAAAUAUGGCAACGGUUCUCGUGCGCAUGGGAAUCCGUCAGGCCCUGCAGAAGGGCUUGAUGGACAAGAAGAUGCUGGCACCCGCUGUCUGCGCCGGUGUCCUCGACCAAAACAACGGCUUCGAAGCUGCCCAUGCUCGUCCCAAUCCGAUCGCCAUGCAGCGAGUCUUGCAGCUGCGUGAAAUGAGCACCGGCAAACGUAACGUGCACCAGACCAGCUCGGCCGCGGUCUCGUCGCUCGAGGAAAAAAAGCUCGAGCGAAAGAUGGAGGAGGAGGAGGACAGCGACGCCGACAGCAGCGACGACGAGAGGAACCCCAAGAACCAUCCGGCGAGGCCUCGAUCGAGCUUCUGGAGGCGUAAAAUGAGGACGCUCCACAGCCACUUGGACGUCAACAAGGACGGCGUCCUCAGCUACGACGACUUCAAGCUCUGGGGCGAGCGAUUCGCCAAGCUCGGCCAUCUCACCGACGAGCAGAAGGAAGAGUUCCAGGAGGUUUUGCAACAAAUGUGGGAGGAGCACUGGGGACCGAUCGACCAGUACAACCUUAUCGACGUUGAGACUUACCUGCAGGAGAUGCAUCACGUUCUCGAAGACAAAUCUCUCAGGAAGAAGGUUCAUCACUUUUUACCUUAUCUCUUCAAGGCGGUCGACAAAGACAACAGUGGCGAAAUCUCAGUUCAAGAGUUCAAACUCUUUUUCAAAUGCAUUGGACUCGAUAACGACGAUGCAGUAGUUAGUUUCAGUUAUAUCGAUACCAACGAAGACGGCAAAAUUAGUCUUGAAGAGUUCAUCAAACUCGGCCGCGACUUCUUCUUGGCCAGCGACUCCAAGAGGCCCAGCAAACAUUUCUGGGGGCCUUUGGUCGAUUAAGAACGAUCCAGCCAAGAUCGUUCAAAAAAGCGUUAGUCAUUCUCAGUGAUAUUUAAAUUUUAUAAAUAUAUAUUUGUAUAUUGUUUUGUACACAUUCGAAAACAUUCUCAUCAGAUUUGAAAGUACUUUAUGUAUUUUAUAUUGGACUCGAGUCACACAAAAAAAAAACUUAACUUUACAAAUUUUUUACU
Molecule: messenger RNA, 1555 nt
Organism: Trichogramma pretiosum
Lineage: Eukaryota; Metazoa; Arthropoda; Insecta; Hymenoptera; Trichogrammatidae
Gene: CBP
Product: sarcoplasmic calcium-binding protein
Exons: 6
Coding region: 498-1364 (288 amino acids)
Molecular function (GO): calcium ion binding
Source: RefSeq, a predicted model, not a curated record